Messenger RNA from Thunnus maccoyii (southern bluefin tuna), 4181 nucleotides. RefSeq names its product potassium channel, subfamily K, member 1b (gene kcnk1b). Gene Ontology annotation, cellular component: membrane. Gene Ontology annotation, biological process: stabilization of membrane potential; potassium ion transmembrane transport. The transcript is spliced from 3 exons. NCBI's taxonomy places the organism in Eukaryota, Metazoa, Chordata, Actinopteri, Scombriformes, Scombridae. Gene Ontology annotation, molecular function: potassium ion leak channel activity. The coding region runs from base 275 to 1282 and encodes 335 amino acids. The record is from RefSeq and is a predicted model, not a curated record.
ACAGCUUCACAAUUGGACUAUCACGGAUUAUUCCCAGCCUAACAAGGCUACUCUUGUCAUCGUGAAAUCAGACAGCACCUGAAUGCCUCAAGUGCUACAGCAGGUUUCGCGGAGGGGGUAGUGUAUCCUCAUUUCUGCUUUGUCUUUAUCAACAUCCCUCCGUGUGGGAUAUAUUUCGGCGAUAAACCACGUCAGGCGGUAAAAUUGAUAAGGUUAGUUUACAGGGUUAUCAUAUUUAUUUAAAUCUGCUGUGGUAUAGGCUAUCUCUUCAAAAAUGCUUCAGUCUCUAGCCAGCAAUUCGUGUGUGCGCUUGAUACAGAGUCACAAAUCGACGUGGUAUUUUGUAUCACUAGUCUUGGGGUAUUUACUUUAUCUUAUAUUCGGCGCUGUAGUCUUUUCUUCGGUCGAGCUGCCCUAUGAAGACCUCCUGCGCCAGGACCUGAGGGCCAUGAAAAAACAGUUCCUCCAGGAGAAUGAAUGUCUAUCCGAGGAGCGUCUGGAGCGGUUUCUAAAGAAAGCCCUUGAUGCCAGUAAUUAUGGGGUUUCCAUCCUCAAUAACGUCUCAGCUAACUGGAACUGGGAUUUCACCUCUGCGCUGUUUUUUGCGAGCACCGUGCUGUCCACCACAGGAUAUGGUCAUACGGCACCACUGUCGGAUGGUGGCAAGGCCUUCUGCAUUAUCUACUCUGUGAUUGGCAUCCCCUUCACCCUCCUUUUCCUCACUGCUGUGGUGCAAAGGAUCAUGGUGUUCAGCACACGGAGGCCGAUCAUGUACAUCCAUACGCGCUGGGGCCUGUCCAAACCUCUGGUGGCCAUUGUUCAUGCCACUCUACUCGCUAUGUUGGCCGUCUCUUGCUUCUUCCUCAUCCCUGCCGCCAUCUUCUCAUCCCUGGAGGAGAACUGGAACUUCCUGGAGUCCUUCUACUUCUGUUUCAUUUCGCUCAGCACCAUCGGCCUGGGAGAUUAUGUACCUGGAGAAGCUGCUAAUCAGAGGUUCAGGGAGCUCUACAAAGUGGGCAUCACUGUCUACCUAAUCUUGGGUCUGAUAGUCAUGCUGGUGGUGCUGGAGACGUUCUGCGAGCUGCAACAACUGAAGCAGCUGAGGAAGAUGUUCUACCUGAAGAAGGAGAAGCCGCACGACCGUCUGGCCAUCUUGGAGCACGACCACCUGUCCUUCACUACUGUGUCCAACAGAGCUGCAGCCCACUGUGAGGACAAAACCCAGCCGUUUGUUAGUGUCCCAACUCUGUCCUCUCCCAACGAUGACCCCAUGAUCCAGUAAAUAGCGACAGAGCAAGCAGCUAUCGAAGGAUCAAUAAAUCAAAGUAGGGGGUAAUGCACACAAGACUAGAUAAAAUGUGUAGAUCAUAAAUCUAAACUCUAGGUAUCCUGCAAAGCUCCACCCUGCAAAUUUUAGUAUGUUAGUUGAGACAAUCCAGAUCAAGCAAAACUAUCCUCUUUACAGGAACCACAAUAAUGACUAUACAGUACUAUGCAGCAGAAAUAAAAUGUAUGUACAUUAAUAAAGGGAAAUUUAAUAUUUUAUCAGUGACUAUAAAAACAUAGUCACUGAUAAAAGAAAAGCCUUCUGCUGUAUUUAUGACUCACCGGAGCUAAGCUCCUUUGUGAGCUGUAUUAUUUAUAGCAUAUGUAGGAACAUUUUAGAAAGUAAUUGGUCUCUUAAAAUCUAGCUAAAAUAUAGGACAAUUCUCUGUAGUCUGUCUCAAAAAUAGUACAUAAAUUACUUAUGUAUCGUACAGUAUAAAUACUUGACAGGUAUGUGGAAUGUGUAUUAUCAGGUAAAUGUUUUAAGGUGUACAGUAUAGUGUCAUCUAGAAUUAAGACACCUGUUAAUGAUGAGCAAAAGUAGACAAAAAUAUAAAAACAACUUAACUAUAAAUCAGAAAUAUUGUGACAUUAUUAUUUGUGAUAUAACUUUGAAACGAAAACUUUGUAAUGUAUCAUGGCAUCUUUAUUUAAAUACAGUUUUUGGGAGCAGAGCUUGCUGCAAACUGAUCAAAGUUUGUUGGUGGUUGCGCUCUGUAAUGCUCAAAUGCACACUUGUCAAUUUAAAUGCCUUCUAUUGAUUUUGAGAAAGUUCCAGGAGCCUGCUUUCUAUUGCAUGAUAAUGGUGCCUAGUUGACUGAAAGUGAGGUUGCAGUCAAUGCUUUACAGAGCACAUGAAAUAAUAGACAAUGAGUUUUAUGGUCAGUAAGUAUUUGUGAAUAUGAAAGUUUGCAAGACAACAGGCUUUGUUUAAGAAACUGUCAAGAGGUUUUGAAAUAUUUUACUUUAAAUUUUAAGCAGAUUGUUUUUAAAAAUGUUGUAUGCCUUGUUGCUCGUUUUUGUCGAAUCUCUGGCUCAUCUUUAAUUAAGGUGUUCAGUAUUCUAGUUGCACUCCACAUUGUCACAUUUCAUUGUGAGGGAACAUAUUUGUCUUCAUGUACUGUAUGUGUAUUUUCUCGGCAUGUCGCAGUGCUGUUUCAAAGUUGUCCAUCUGUGAUGAUAAGCACUAUAACUUAUUGACUUGUCUGAAUGGCCUUAUGUGUGCUGACCUGUUGUGAAAAGGGAAGUGAGGUUAGCCCAACCUAAAAAGGGAACCACGAAGGGCUGGCCCAUUUUACUGUUGAUACAGAGAGCUUAAUUUGCACAUGUACAGGAGCCAGUCAGUAGUACAGAAAAAGAAAACAACAGUUUUGGAUUUCUCUGAAACAAAGGAACACUGUUCCAAAGAUUUCAUCUGUAUUAAAAAACGGGAGAUAUUUUUAAUGAAACAGGUAACGUUACUUUUGUUGUGGAUGAUCUGUAAAGGCUUGACAUUUGCUCUGGGCAAGAAAAGAGCAAGGAGAAACUAUUUUACUGUUUGUAAUUUGAAUGUAGAGAUGUAUAUUUUUAAAUAUGACAUGAGGAAGGUCUUCAAAUUUUUGGUAAUUGUGUACUAGAAACGGUAUAUUAGAGAGACUUGACACAAUGAAUUAAAGCAGUAGGAGUGUAGCUAAGCAUUCCACUUCUGAUCAUCUAAAACAGGUUUUCAAUCUGCUCAUCAACCAAGGCUUACUCACAAUAAUUGAAAUUUAAAUCAGUGCAUGUACUCUUGCAAAUUUAUAAACCACUCCUCUAUUUUUAAAAAAUAUUUCUGAAAAUGUUCAGACAAAAAUACUGAUUUCAUGCCAUUAUCUGUCCUCUAAUAUUCUGUUUGGCGCAAAAGGACGCCCACGAAAAGUGUAGCAUUUCACAUUGAUACAGACUUAUUUGUCACAUAUACUAUUUAGUUCAUUAAAAAGAAACACACAUUUUUUCUUUUAACAAUGUCUCAGUCUCUGUAUGGAGCUGAAGUUCUGACCUCAUCUUUCUCUGCCACAACGCCACAUCAGGACACGGUCGUAGCCUUUUAUGAAGUCUUGAAUGUAAUGUUUUUUAUUAUGCUGUUUGCUACAGUGAGAUUCAAGGCCUGACCAGAGUGCAGCAUCUUUCCCUGCUGCUCUACUGGCUCUGUUAGUUUAGUAGUGUCAUGUUUAUUGGAAAUAGUGUGUACAGGUGGCAAGGUGCCUGCUUGCAAAAUUAGCUAUGACUGUGUCGCCAUCUGAGUUACCGAUCUCCAACGCUGUAUUUUAUACAUCAGUGGGAUUUUAGUUCAUUUUCCUCACCAGUCUGGGCCUUCGUGUAAACUGUGAAGCAUUGAUACUGUGUUCAUAUUGUCUGCUGAGAAAAAAGGAGAACUUGAAUUUUGCCAAGUUGGGUUUUCUCUAUUACUGUAAUAUGUUUCACUGUUAAGUAGAUACAUUGAAUAGAUUGAUGUCAAGGCUUUGACCUUUCAGCGUUACUGUGUUCAUCAUCGCUCACACACAGUUUGUCUAGAAAGUGAGAGCUGUCAGGUGAAGUAGUUGUCUAGGGAGUAAAUAUUGUGUCGAGGAUUACAACUGGAAACAAACUGACAUUAUUUAUUCAUGCUGACAAGACUUUUGAAAUAUUUGGAAUUAUCUGUACAUAUCUCUUCCUUUGUUCUGGUGCAUGGGUUCAUAUGCACAUUGGAGUACUUUAGUGUUACAGUAUCCAUAUUGUUAUACAGGAUUGUCAUUGAGCAACCAUGGAGGUUGUAUGUGAAAAGCAUUUCGUCAAAAGAGCUGCAUCCAGGAACUGUAUGAUAUCAGUGUGUCUUAAAUAAAGUGUUGGUUUAUUAA